Messenger RNA from Oncorhynchus kisutch (coho salmon), 696 nucleotides. RefSeq names its product gonadotropin-releasing hormone 2 (gene gnrh2). Gene Ontology annotation, cellular component: extracellular region. Lineage: Eukaryota; Metazoa; Chordata; Actinopteri; Salmoniformes; Salmonidae. The record is from RefSeq and is a predicted model, not a curated record. The transcript is spliced from 4 exons. Gene Ontology annotation, biological process: reproductive process; multicellular organism development. Bases 177 to 437 code for a protein of 86 amino acids. Gene Ontology annotation, molecular function: gonadotropin-releasing hormone receptor binding; gonadotropin hormone-releasing hormone activity.
CUCUACAACACUCAUUAUCAGCUCAGGAAAAGUGACGUGCCACUGAGUUGCUGUAUACCAACAGGUUAGUAAUAGGCAGAAGUGAACAGUGGACACAGACGUACCUGGGGGACAUCAACAGUGACAACCGAUUAAAUACCACAGUGAUUAUCGAACUAAGGGUCUAAGAUCCAGUGAUGGUGAGUGUGGCUAGACUGGUGUUUAUGCUGGGGCUGCUGCUGUGUCUGGGAGCCCAGCUGUCUUCCUCCCAGCACUGGUCCCAUGGCUGGUACCCUGGAGGCAAGAGGGAGUUGGACUCAUUUACCACCUCUGAGAUUUCAGAGGAGAUUAAACUCUGUGAGGCAGGAGAAUGCAGCUACCUGAGACCCCAGCGAAGGAACAUCCUUAAAAACGUUAUUUUGGAUGCCCUGGCCAGAGAAUUUCAGAAGCGAAAAUAACCUUAGACAACCUAUCAACCGUGGCUGAUUUAAAUCCUUCCUUGUCUCUGUCUGUUUCCUUCAUGACCUCUAUUCUAAUCUCAUGUGAAUUAGUCCAAUUUUGUGGUUUAUCCACUUUGAUAAUUAUAUAGCAUCACUCUUUACCAUUGCAUUCUCCUUCUGUCCCCUUUUUGCAGCUGUAGACUAUCAAUUACAGAUGUAACAUCAUGCUCAUGCCAUUUCCUUUAAUAAAGUAUCUAUUUUGUUAUUAAUGUCUUCA